AUGACUCCUACUGCUUCUCAGGCAAUAAAACGAAGGAAAAGACUGAGUCUUGUAUGUGACAAUUGUAAAAGAAAGAAGAUAAAAUGUGACAAGGCAUUACCUUGUUCCCAGUGUCAGAAGGCUAAUUUGGUAGAUAGCUGCAGAUACCAAAUUGGGUCUGAAGGUAUUUCUGGAAAACAGAAUUUUUCUCUACCAUAUGUAUCCAGUGCAAAGAAUCCCAUUGCAUUUGAUGACAAAGUAAAUGAUAGAGGAAGAACCAAGUCCAAGAGAAGAAAGAAUCAACCUGAUGACACGUCACUCUCUAUGGCAGAGCUUUCAAGAUUGAAGAAUAGACUCGAGCAAAUUGAAUCAUCAAUGAAGAGGUAUAGUAAGUCUCCAGAUUCGAGAGUUCGAAAUUUUGAACCAUUGAAUAAGGUAAAUAGUCUGUCUGACACUUCGCCUUACGUAGAAGGGUCAUCGAAGAAUAAGUCGAACAACAGUACACCGUUGAACAAUAGUACCCCUCGAGAUCGGAUAUCAAGUCUUUCUUCGAGCGAUGAUACAAGAACCAAUUCCCUUUUUUCAUCAGAGAGCUCGAGCGAUACUUCUAAAAGCACAACUUCCACAGAAGACCCCAAAAAGAGGAGCCUAAAUGGCUUGAAUUUGUAUGACAGCCCUUCUGAUACUAUUAACUUCUACGAAAAUUACGUUCCUUUUUGCGUUACGGAAUCCAGGAAAAUGAAUUUUGGUCCAUUUUCGUGGGCAGGAUUAAUGAAGAGAGAUAGAGGAUUACAGUUGUUGUGGGAUUAUUGUGAUAAUGAAAUGGUCGCCGAUGACAAAUUGAAAGUCCUACUCUCUAACAGUAAAGAGACAGAAACAACAUUUCAUAAAAAAAUGUUGGAAGGAGAAGGUUUCGAAGAUACGAUUCCAUACCGUUCUAUUGUAUCUGCUAAACUUGAAAAUGGGAUCAAGGCAUCUCAAUUAAAUCAAAAUACACUACAAUUGGGAUUGACAUACUAUGACGGCAAAAUUGAUAGAGAAUUAGGCUUGAUUGAUAAAGUAAGAAUGGUUUUACCUAAAAAGUUGGUUAUAAGUGAAUUAUUGAAACGAUAUUUCACCGUUUUGUAUUCAUUUAUGCCUUUUGUGGAUGAGGAAAUGUUUCUAUCAGAAAUUACCCGUAUAAUAGGACCGCUAUCAACGGAUGACACGAAAACGAAAAAGAUAAAAGCAGAAAAGAAACUAGACUUGGCUUAUAUCGGGUUACUUUUGAUCAUCUUAAGAUUGUCAUACCUUUCUUUGUUCAGCAAUAAGAAUUCUGUCAAUGAGAAUAUUUUAAAAAUCCCAAACCCUUGCGAGAAAUCUAAGGCAACCAAGUAUCUUUUGCUAAACCCAGUUAACAUUGACACAAUUGAUAUUGCUCAAGAAUGCCUAGACCAGUUUCAAUUAUUGCGGAAGACAAGCUUUCCAGUUUUACAAUUAGCUUUUUACAUGAGAAUGUAUCAUUCGUACGCCCCAGAGGAUGGUGAUGGUGUAGAUGGAGGCGACUUGCCUGUUUUUAAUGCACUUUUAGUUCAAAUGGCAUACUCUUUGGGUCUCAAUAGGGAACCUCUGAAAUAUCCGGAAGUAUGCGCGAACCCAAGGAUCAAUCAUUUAGGAAGAAAAAUAUGGUUUGCUUUAGUGCAUUAUGAUCUAUUUAAUGCCUAUCAAUACGGAAACCCAAUGACAAUAGACAGAUCUUAUUAUGAUACCAAACCCCCAUUUUAUGAAGAUAUAGCUGCAAAUGUAAAGGACAAAACUCUUGACAAAGGUGUUACUCAAACUUUCAAUGGGUGCUAUAGAAUAAUUGGAAUAAUGAGUUCAAUACUAAGAAUGUGUCUUUCUGUUGAGGCUCGUGUACCCGUUGCCGAUCUUUGUACCUUACUAACAACCCUAGAACUUGAGUUAGAAAGACUUUAUGGCCAUUUGGGAGAAUCAUUAAAGCUUCCAUGUGAAAACGUCACUGGUAUGUUUGAAAAAAGUUUCAGAAUAAAGGUCUAUAUGUCCAUUAAAUCAUUCUUGAGUGCGAUAUAUUUUCAUUUUUAUCUAUAUUACGAGGAGAACAACAUCCUGUUGUCUUUCUUUUACUUAAAGAAGGUAAUAUCAAUUGGAGCAACAGAUAUUAUGCCUUAUUAUUUCGAGCUAUUGGCAAAUGAUAAUAGCAUUUUCGAUAUGAUGAUUAAUCCAACGCUAGAAGCUGUGCUUCACAAAUGUAAUCAAGUCCAUCUUUCGCAUAUCAUAAGAGUGAAUUUUAUAAUAUACUAUAUGAAGAAUCAACCGAAUCAUGAUUCAAUGUGUAUAAAUGACAGGAACUACUGCACAUACUAUAAGACAUUAUGCAAUAUAUCUUCUUGUCUUACGAGAUGUGCGGAGGUUUCAAUUGCUGCAAUCUCCAAGAUUAGCAACCGAUAUUAUUACGCCUGGAGGAUUACCAAGAUCCAUACCCAUCAUUUGAAAAUUAUUACUACAAGAGAGUUUUAUGAUAAACAUUUUGAUGUGGCUAAAGACCUCUGCGUUCCACGCUUUUCUUUGGAACAGCUACUUGAGAUCAUUAAUAUUUGUGAAGCUACGCUUAGCAAGCUAGGAAAAGUAGGUAGUAUAGCGAACGAUUUUUGUCCUGGCUGCCCAGAACCUGAGAGCAAUGUCACUAAAAAUACAUUUGACGGUAAUGAGACUGAUACCACGCCUUUUAGUGCUACAGAUACAUUCAAAAUGCAAAAUAAUCAGAUGUUUAGACCAUCAGAAACACCUGACAUAGAAAAGUUGCCCCAGCAAGAUCCUACUAACGACUUUGGACUUGACUUUAACACUAAUGCGGAAAUCGAUCAAGUUUGGCUUGACAUACUUUCCUUCAAAUAUGAUAAGAUGAAUGAUGGAGAGAUGUUCUUUGAUAACGUCUCAACUGUUGAUAGUUCUUCAAACACGGAUCUGGCUGGUCCGAUCUUGUCUAAGGAACCUAAGUCAAAUGGAUUUUCGAGUACUGUUAACAAUUAUGACUUAUUCAAUAAUUUUCGUUAA
This is a messenger RNA of Priceomyces carsonii, 3033 nucleotides long. RefSeq names its product Zn(II)2Cys6 transcription factor. NCBI's taxonomy places the organism in Eukaryota, Fungi, Ascomycota, Pichiomycetes, Serinales, Debaryomycetaceae. The transcript has a single exon. Gene Ontology annotation, biological process: DNA-templated transcription; positive regulation of transcription by RNA polymerase II. Gene Ontology annotation, molecular function: zinc ion binding; DNA-binding transcription factor activity, RNA polymerase II-specific; RNA polymerase II cis-regulatory region sequence-specific DNA binding. The coding region runs from base 1 to 3033 and encodes 1010 amino acids. Gene Ontology annotation, cellular component: nucleus. The record is from RefSeq and is a predicted model, not a curated record.